UCCCUCGCCCGCCCGCCCGCGAGCUCGCGGUGGGAGGAGCCCGCCGGAGGAAGCCGUGAGCCCGGGCUGCCGAGAGCCACAGAAUGGAUCUGCUCCGAGCGGGGACGUCGCUGACGAUCCCGGCUUCCCGCGGCGGCUAGGAGCCGACCACUGGCCUCGGCAGGCUGCGGAGACCCGGAGGCCCAGGGAGAGCCGGGGGCCGCGCGCGCGGAGGCACGGACGCACGGACGCGCGGACAGACAGAUGGUUGGCGCGAACCCGGGAGGACCGCGGCGGAGGCUGAGCACGGCGAGCCGCCCGGGAAGAGAAACUAACUGCAAACCCAAGUUGCCCCGCCGGCUUCCCCUCGCUUCGCUAAGGAAUGAAACCUUUCCAGCUCGAUCUGCUCUUCGUGUGCUUCUUCCUGUUCAGUCAAGAGCUGGGCCUCCAGAAGAGAGGAUGCUGUCUGGUGCUGGGCUACAUGGCCAAGGACAAGUUUCGGAGAAUGAAUGAAGGCCAAGUAUAUUCCUUCAGCCAGCAGCCCCAGGACCAGGCCGUGGUGUCGGGCCAGCCAGUGACACUGCUGUGUGCCAUCCCCGAGUAUGAUGGCUUCGUUCUGUGGAUCAAAGACGGCUUGGCUCUGGGUGUGGGCAGGGACCUCUCAAGUUACCCACAGUACCUGGUGGUAGGGAACCACCUGUCAGGGGAACAUCACCUGAAGAUCCUGCGGGCGGAGCUGCAAGAUGAUGCGGUGUACGAGUGCCAGGCCAUCCAGGCCGCCAUACGGUCUCGCCCCGCACGCCUCACCGUCCUGGUGCCGCCCGAUGACCCGGUCAUCCUGGGGGGCCCUGUGAUCAGCCUGAGGGCGGGGGACCCACUCAACCUCACCUGCCACGCAGACAACGCCAAGCCUGCGGCCUCCAUCAUCUGGUUGCGGAAGGGAGAGGUCAUCAAUGGGGCCACCUACUCCAAGACUCUGCUUCGGGACGGCAAGCGUGAGAGCAUCGUGAGUACGCUCUUUGUCUCCCCCGGCGAUGUGGAGAAUGGACAGAGUAUCGUGUGCCGAGCCACCAACAAAGCCAUCCCCGGAGGGAAGGAGACUUCAGUCACCAUCGACAUCCAGCACCCCCCGCUCGUCAACCUGUCGGUGGAACCACAGCCGGUGCUGGAGGACAACGUCGUCACGUUCCACUGCUCUGCAAAGGCCAACCCAGCUGUCACCCAGUACAGGUGGGCCAAGAGGGGCCAGAUCAUCAAGGAAGCAUCCGGAGAAGUGUACCGGACAGCUGUGGACUACACGUACUUCUCAGAGCCUGUCUCCUGUGAGGUGACCAACGCCCUGGGCAGCACCAACAUCAGCCGCACGGUGGACGUCUACUUUGGGCCCAGGAUGACCACGGAGCCCCAGUCGCUGCUCGUGGAUCUGGGCUCUGAUGCCGUCUUCAGCUGUGCCUGGACAGGCAACCCAUCCCUGACCAUCGUCUGGAUGAAGCGGGGCUCUGGUGUGGUCCUGAGCAAUGAAAAGACACUGACCCUCAAAACCGUCCGUCAAGAGGAUGCUGGGAAAUAUGUGUGCAGAGCCGUGGUGCCCCGGGUGGGAGCUGGAGAGCGAGAGGUGACCCUGACAGUCAAUGGACCCCCCAUCAUCUCCAGCACCCAGACCCAGCAUGCCCUCCAUGGGGAGAAGGGUCAGAUCAAGUGCUUUAUCCGGAGCACGCCGCCCCCCGACCGAAUUGCCUGGUCCUGGAAGGAGAACGUGCUGGAGUCCGGGACGUCGGGGCGCUACACGGUGGAGACGGUCAGCACCGAGGAGGGGGUCAUCUCCACCCUGACCAUCAGCAACAUCGUUCGGGCUGACUUCCAGACCAUCUACAACUGCACCGCCUGGAACAGCUUCGGCUCUGACACGGAGAUCAUCCGGCUCAAGGAACAAGAGUCUGUGCCGAUGGCCGUCAUCAUCGGGGUGGCCGUAGGAGCCGGCGUGGCCUUCCUCGUCCUUAUGGCAACCAUCGUGGCCUUCUGCUGUGCGCGCUCCCAGAGAAAUCUCAAAGGGGUUGUGUCGGCCAAGAAUGACAUCCGAGUGGAGAUUGUCCACAAGGAGCCUGCGUCUGGUCGGGAGGCUGAGGAACACCCUACCAUCAAGCAGCUGAUGAUGGACCGGGGUGAAUUCCAACAAGACUCAGUACUGAAGCAGCUGGAGGUCCUCAAAGAGGAGGAGAAGGAGUUUCAGAACCUGAAGGACCCCACCAACGGCUACUACAGCGUCAACACCUUCAAAGAGCACCACUCGACGCCCACCAUCUCGCUAAGCAGCUGCCAGCCGGACCUGCGUCCCGCAGGCAAGCAGCGAGUGCCCACAGGCAUGUCCUUCACCAACAUCUACAGCACCCUGAGCGGCCAGGGCCGCCUGUACGACUACGGGCAGAGGUUCGUGCUGGGCAUGGGCAGCUCGUCCAUCGAGCUCUGCGAGCGGGAGUUCCAGAGAGGCUCUCUCAGCGACAGCAGCUCCUUCCUGGACACGCAGUGUGACAGCAGCGUCAGCAGCAGCGGCAAGCAGGACGGCUACGUGCAGUUCGACAAGGCCAGCAAGGCCUCCGCCUCCUCCUCCCACCACUCCCAGUCCUCCUCCCAAAACUCUGACCCCAGCCGACCCCUGCAGCGGAGGAUGCAGACUCACGUCUGAGGAUCCCAGACCCGGGACCGGGAAGGGCGGGGGAAGGGGCCGCGCCACCUGCUGGCUCCCCAGAGACUGCGGGGCGGGGGCUGCGCAGAGGACCCCAGAGGCGGCGGCCUCCAGGACAGUCCCCCGCCCCCAGCGCCUCUGCCGCCACCCUCCUCCGAAGCCCUGAUCAAGCACAAACUCGGGUCCCCAGCUGCAGCGUGCC
Molecule: messenger RNA, 2864 nt
Organism: Panthera uncia (snow leopard)
Lineage: Eukaryota; Metazoa; Chordata; Mammalia; Carnivora; Felidae
Gene: KIRREL3
Product: kirre like nephrin family adhesion molecule 3
Exons: 16
Coding region: 362-2662 (766 amino acids)
Biological process (GO): cell-cell adhesion; synapse assembly
Cellular component (GO): cell-cell junction
Molecular function (GO): cell adhesion molecule binding
Source: RefSeq, a predicted model, not a curated record